This is a messenger RNA of Cotesia glomerata, 648 nucleotides long. RefSeq lists its product as uncharacterized. The coding region runs from base 16 to 507 and encodes 163 amino acids. The record is from RefSeq and is a predicted model, not a curated record. Lineage: Eukaryota; Metazoa; Arthropoda; Insecta; Hymenoptera; Braconidae. The transcript has 2 exons.
AAAAUUUGCUUUAAUAUGGCUGAAGCAAGUGGAGAGCUUGAUACUUAUACUCAAGAUUAUUCUCCCUUACCUCCUGAUGAUUUAAAAGCUAUUAAACCGAUUUACGACGAUCUCAGUAAUAAUAAUUUACUUUCAAGAUGUGUAGGUGGAUUCAAUCAGAAUAAUAAUGAGAGCUUCAACCAACUAGUGUGGAAAAUAUGCCCAAAAACCGUGAAUACUAGUUCUACUAUCGUACAAAUUGCUGCAUACAUAGCUACUUGUAUAUUUAAUGAAGAUACAAAUUCAUUAUUAAUGAUUAUGGAUACCCUAGGACUUAAUUGUGGGUCUAAUUCCCAUCGGUAUGCUGAAAAAUUGGAUGCUGCACGUGUGAAAGUGGCAGAUCAGCGCGCCAACGACAACACUCGGGAAGGCAGAAUGCUUCGUAGGCAACAGCAAAUUGAUGUUUUGGAAACUUCCACAAUGGCUGAAGAACUAUUAUAUGGCCCAGAAAUAGAUGACUCGAUAUGAAUCUCCAAGGACUUAUGAUUGUCACCGCAAGGACCUUUUUUUGGAACUGGGUCAACACAGACAGCUAUAACUUUGGAAAUUAAAUUUUUUUUUUUUUUUGUUUGAAAUUUUUGUGACUUCAAUUCAAAACAUUGUAUAAUA